This is a messenger RNA of Hevea brasiliensis (rubber tree), 2941 nucleotides long. Its product is annotated as serine/threonine-protein kinase BLUS1. NCBI's taxonomy places the organism in Eukaryota, Viridiplantae, Streptophyta, Magnoliopsida, Malpighiales, Euphorbiaceae. Gene Ontology annotation, biological process: protein phosphorylation. The transcript has 19 exons. The record is from RefSeq and is a predicted model, not a curated record. Gene Ontology annotation, molecular function: protein kinase activity; ATP binding; protein serine/threonine kinase activator activity.
AAAAGAAAAAAUUUCAAGCUAUCCCAGCAAAGAUGUCAAGCCAGAAGAAUAUGUGGAUCCAGACAUGUUUUAGAACAUAUUUUUUAAUUAAAAAUAGAAUUGCACUAUUCUUUUGAUGGGCUGGGACAGGUUUAGAUAAGGCCUUUCGGCCCGUCAACCCAUUAAAUGAGUCUGAUAUAGGUGACAUCCAAAUUUCAACUAAUCAUUGGUUUCGGCUUCUCUUGUCAUAUUAGGCCGCUUGAAGUGUCUCUUCAUCUUGUUCUUCCAUUCUUUUUGGUGCUCAAGGGCUUGUAGUUGCAGCUGCAACGCAAAGCAACUUCAUCUUCAUGUGUAUACUUUGCAUGAGUAGAAAUCAAUUAUGCACUUCUCAUGGAUAACUUCAUGUGUUUCAAGUGUAUGCCUCUCCACUUCCAGAUUUUGAUUUCACAUUGCUGGUUGAUCUUCAUAAUUUGCUCAAAACCUCUCCACCUGACACUAUUUCUCGACUCUCGAUAUUCUUCUUUUACACUAGAGGCCAGAGGAAAAUUUUAAAGAAUUGGAUCAUGCAAUGCCAAAACAUGCCUUAUUGAUAAAGACAGGGCAGCCUUUCUAAGAGCAUCUGUCAAGGGCCAUCUAUGGUGGAGUAUACUAAACUACACUUAUUGAUUUCAUCACCUUCACUCCUAACUAAAACACUCUUUCGGGUUUAUAUUUACCUCCAACACAUAUUCAAGUAUCCGUCUUUGUUCAUAGUUUGUUGAAGAGCAGGGAAUUCUUGAUGACGUUCCACAGCUAUAGGACAAGAAAAUGGAGUAUUGGCCAACAAAAAGGUUCCCACUCAGUUCACAAGAUUACAAGCUGUACGAGGAAGUUGGUGAAGGUGUCAGUGCCACAGUGUACAGGGCUCUCUGUAUUCCACUUAACGAAAUUGUUGCUAUAAAGGUUUUGGACUUGGAGAGGUGCAAUAAUGACUUGGACAAUAUUCGUCGAGAAGUACACACCAUGAGCUUGAUAAGUCAUCCAAAUUUGUUGAGGGCACAUUGCUCUUUCAUUUCUGGUAGCAGUCUAUGGAUUGUGAUGCCUUUCAUGGCUGGUGGAUCCUGUUUUCACAUAUUGAAGUCUGUUUGUCCAGAGGGUUUUGAGCAGCCCGUUAUUGCUACUGUGUUGUAUGAAAUACUCAAAGCUCUGGCUUAUCUUCACACCCAAGGACACAUUCAUAGGGAUGUAAAGGCUGGAAAUAUAUUAAUUGACUCUAAGGGUGCAGUUAAGUUGGGAGAUUUCGGAGUUUCAGCAAGUAUAUUUGAUACUGGCGAUAGACAACGUUCAAGAACUACAUUUGUUGGAACUCCAUGCUGGAUGGCUCCUGAAGUGAUGCAGCAAUUGCAUGGAUAUGACUUUAAAGCAGGCAUUUGGUUAUUUGGAAUUACAGCUCUAGAACUUGCUAAUGGUCAUGCUCCAUUUUCCAAGUAUCCACCAAUGAAGGUGUUACUGAUGACCUUACAAAAUGCACCACUUGGUCUCGACUAUGAAAGAGACAAGAAGUUUUCAAAGUCAUUUAAGGAAAUAGUGGCUGCUUGCUUGGUCAAGGAUCCAAAGAAACAUCCCUCCUAAGAGAAGCUUUUGAAGCAUCGUUUCUUUAUGCAUUCACGGUCAAAUGAAUUUUUUGCUCGGACAAUUCUUGAUGGCCUUCUUCCACCUGGAGAUCGUUUUAAGAUGCUGAAGGAGAAAGAUUCUGAAUUCCUAGCACAAAACAAAGCUGUACAUGGGGACAAAGAGCAAUUAUCGCAGCAAGAGUAUAUACGAGGAAUCAGUGAAUGGAAUUUUGAUCUGGAGGAUUUGAAAAAACAGGCUGCUCUUAUUCAGGAUUAUGAUGGCAUUUCAACUGCUAAUCGAGAUUUGAGCAGCAAGCAGGGGGGAUCAGAUAAUUUAGCUGUACUUGGAGAUAGGUUGUCAAUGCAAAGGGAAAAUAAUUCUAAUUUUGAAAAAACAAGCCUCUUGCCAGAGGAUGGCUCAAAAGAGAGAAAUAGUGUUCAAAUUGUUGAGAGUUCACUGGCUUCUUAUCCCGUUUGUCCUCUACAAGCGCUCAACGGCCACUUUGAUAGUCAUCCAGAUAAUGUCAACGGAUAUAGUUUCGAUCUGCAAGGAGCUAACCACUCAAUUAGUGAAGGUUCCAUGUUGGUAUUAUCAUCAAUCAAUGACAAAGGAACUAGAAGCUUUGGAAGUGAUGAUCUGAAGUUUUUUAGCUCUCUACCACGCGAUGUAAAUUCUGAAAGUUCAUCCUUCAGUUGGUCAGUACAAUUAAAGAAUGACGUUCCUCCAAAUAAAGUCAGUUAUGACAGUGAAAUUGAUCAAUUUUUACACCAUCAGAAGAAGGACAACGGUAGUUCUCCAUCUGGUGAUCAGGAUUUUCAAUGCAGCCAGCAGUUCAAAGCCCCAUUGGCAGAUUCCAGUCCAAAGGGUUGUCCAAUGGGGUCAAUUAACUCAUUUGUUGGAGGAUCCAUGAAUUCUAUGACAAGCACAUCUGUUUCAUUAUUAUCCUCGUUGCAGCGAAUAUUGCAGCAGAACACUAUGCAAAGGGAGCAAACUUUAAGAUUGAUAAGAUAUGUGGAUAAUCUAACAGAUUUUAUGAAGGCCACAAGCCGCAAUGAGUACUUGCAGAUGCUUUCUGCUUCUGCAAGGGGAAGGGAACUGCAAUCUCAGAUUAUCAAUAUGCAACUAAGGAUUAGGCAGCUUCUUGACGACUUGCAGGAACAGAAAAAUAAAAAUUCUGAGCUGGAAGGACAAUUAAGCAUUUUGUUCAACAAAGGCUAGGAGCAGCAGACCAUUUUUACGCCUCACCUGCCCCAAAGUAUAAAAAGGAAUCCCCUGCAUGUAUACUCCAUCAUAUUUGUGAGAAGCUACAAAAGGAAAAAAGGGUCGGAAGACCCAAUUUAAGUUUCAACCAUAAGUUUUCCAAUUUUAA